Lodderomyces oxycetoniae is the source of this 1695-nucleotide messenger RNA. Its product is annotated as putative ferric-chelate reductase. The transcript has a single exon. Gene Ontology annotation, cellular component: plasma membrane. Gene Ontology annotation, molecular function: ferric-chelate reductase activity. Gene Ontology annotation, biological process: copper ion import; iron ion transport; intracellular iron ion homeostasis. The record is from RefSeq and is a predicted model, not a curated record. Lineage: Eukaryota; Fungi; Ascomycota; Pichiomycetes; Serinales; Debaryomycetaceae. Bases 1 to 1695 code for a protein of 564 amino acids.
AUGCAAAUUCCUUGGGCAGCUCAAGCAGAGUAUGCCAAGUAUACCGUUUAUUUUGGUAUUGUUGUUAUCCUGUGCUGUUUAUUCAAACAUUUGUACUAUAGAAUACGUGAUCUCACUUACAAAUCCAUGGGACCAAAAUCAACUACGAACCCAAUAUGUUCGGUUAUAGACGUUGCUAUGGCCUAUGGAAGAUAUAUUGGCUAUAAACAAACUCCUUGGGUUUCUACUCAAGUUCUUUCAUUACCAAAUUCCGUUGGUGCUACUUUGUUCAUGUCGGUUUCAUCGUUAUAUUUGUUGUGCUAUUGUUUUGUCCCCCAUUUCUGGUACCGCCCCUGUAGCGAGUUUGGAUCUCCCCCCUUGGCAGUUAGAGCUGGUGUCAUGUCUACGGCAUUGUUUCCCUUUAUUUAUGUGCUAGCAGGCAAAUCAAAUGCCAUCACCUUGCUAACAGGAACAAGCUACGAAAAAUUGAAUCUAUACCACCAAUAUGUCGGGUGCGCAUCAUUUGUCUUGGCAAUAGUCCACACGAUUCCGUUUUUAUACCAAUCGUUGCAGGAAGGAGGAGCAACUUUGUUGCAUCAUUAUUUCACAACAAGUAUCUACUAUAUUAGUGGUAUACCAUGCAUAAUUCUCUUGGGAUUGCUUUGUGUUUUAUCAAAAGCAUGGGUAAGGAAACAUUUCUAUGAGGUGUUUGUCCAUCUUCACUGGAUGAUGGGAGUCGCUUUCUUUGGUGUGCUUAUUUGGCACAUUAACCAAAAUAUGGGAGCACAAAAUUACAUGUGGGGUGCUUUGGCAUUCUGGGCAACUCAAAUAAUAUACCGGCUCUUAACAAAGACAUGUUUUAAGCCAAAUGCAAUGUUCCUUCGCUCGAGAAAAGCGCACUUGGAAAAAUUAGGAAAUGGCGUAUAUCAAAUCAAAAUUGAAAAUGUCGCUGAUUAUAAGUGGUCACCGGGACAGCAUUGCUUCCUCAGGUUUCAAGGUUGGAGAAUACUCGAUUCUCAUCCAUUUUCAAUAGCGUCAACUUGUGACUCAGAUGGAGGGCUGCUGAUGAAGUUCAUUGUUAUUCCACAAAAGGGGUUAACAAAAGUGCAAUACCUUGAAUUGAACCGGCAAAUUGAAAUCAAUAAAAAAGUCUACAUUGAUGGACCAUAUGGUGGCACAUUUAGAGAUCCUACAAAAUUUGACAAGAUUGUGUUGAUUGCUUCAGGAAGUGGUGUUUCAGCGACACUUCCAUUCUUGAUAUACAUGAGUCAGCAAGAAAAACUGGGAAAGCUGGUAAACUUGAAAUGCAUCAAUUUCAUUUGGAUAGUGAGGAAAAUAGAGGAUACUAACUGGAUACGCGAGGAGUUGAACCAAUGUCAAGCAAUUCUUGGGUCCAAGCUCCAAAUGGAGAUUUUAGUUUGUCACCGUACAAAUAUGAUUGAAGAUAAUGACGAUUCGGAAAAAUCCAUCGAGUCGAAAUCAAGUGAUAUAGUAGCUUGUAAUGUCACAUUUGAAAAACCAAAUGUUCUGGAGGUUUUGAAAAGCCUAACAUCGAGCUUUGCAAGAAGAAAUUUGAUUGUGUCUUCUGGUAGUAUCUCCAUGAAGAGGCAAGUGAGCUCUACAGUUUCCCAAUUGCAAGAGUUGAUUUUCAAUAAUGACUUGAAAAACACAAAUGUCGAAGAAAUCUAUCUUCACACUGAGAGUUUUGGAUGGUAA